ACGAAUCCGUCGCCGCUUGAUAGUCUUGCGUGUGCUGUUCAUCCGUGUGAGCGUACGCCGUGUGUGUUCGCGGUUCUUGCAAAGUACGCACAUUCUUCGCGUCCGCUCGGUCCUAUCGUGCCAUCCAGUGAUUUCCGGCGAAGCACACGCAUAUAUACACACGCGCCCGCCUGUCCGGACGAACCGUCGUGCAGACGCCAAACGAAUAUACCAGCGUAAGACACCGGUAGAAAGAAACGCGCGCGCGCGCGCGUUCACCCCCGGUCGAUCUCGCCCGUUUUACGCCCUCGGCGCGGGGCGGCGCUUUCCGAAGCGCACCACCACCACCACCACCGUCACCGCCACACUGACACAGCACCAGACCAUGUGGAUCGCCCGCUGCCCGGAGGUGCACUACCGUCGUCGUCACCGCUGACCGUCGUCUUCAGAGAAACGCGAUGUGCAGCCGAUAACGCCGUCCGAUAAGCGCACUGCUACAGAGAGAAGGCAUCCCGCAUAAUAUAUUAUAAUAUUCAUAUAUAUAUAUAUAUAUUAAUAUCUAGUGGCCGCUGACCAAGAUGUAGGCGGAAAAUUCUAGACGAUCAAGACGCUACUGAAGGUGAAUGUUACAUUGCCUGCGUGUGGGUGGUCACUGCAAUGACUUAAGAGUAAACGAUGAAUAUAACGUCAUAAGCCACAGAGUAGAAGCGUCUACACUAGGGGUUGCCGAUCGACACAUUAUAGAAGUUCAAGUACUGUUCAUAUAACCGGAAAACAGAAAGGGAAAGCGAGACGCUCAGAUAGACGGACGAACCGACAGAAACGCGGGGGUCGGAGAGCGGACCCGCGAUGAAGUCGUCGUCGUCGAGGACGUCGGCCCUGCUAACGGCCGUGGUGGCCGCUGUGGCCCUGGUGGCCAUGUGUCGGGCACCGGGCGCCGGUUGUAGCGACGGCAGUGCACCGCUGUCGCCCCACAUGCACCACAACAUAGCGAUAUUGCCCAGCGACGUGUAUCCGGGGUACGGCAUCAAGCAGUUCGCAAGCGAUAACAAGUACGCGUACUUCCGGCUGUUGGAGACCGGGUUCUCGCAGUUCUUCGCGGUGCUCAAGGACGGGCUGCUGAUGACUACCACCGACCUGGGGCUGCUGGUCAAGCGGCCCGUCAACUUGGUGGUACUGGAGGAGUCGCCAAACGCCACGUUCACGCACAACAUGCAGCUGUUCGUGUUGGAGAAACGCGAGAUGCUGCGGUUCGCCGGCGACGCAGCCUACCCGGAUGGAAAGGUGUCUGAGAACAAGCCACCGGGGACGAGGGUUCGAGGCGUGCCGGUGCUGCACGCGUUCGGUGAAGGCGUGGCCGGACUUCCCAUACGGUACGCGAUCGUAGACGGCAACGACGACGGAGCGUUCGCGCUCAAGACGGCCGAGAACAUCAUCGCGGGAAACAUCACCAACAAGUCGUACUACCGAGGCGUGCACCUGGUCACUAAGCGGCCGUUGGACAGGGAACAGCGCCCUUCGUACGACCUGAUUGUGCAGGCGGCUGACGGCAGCGGCAUCGACAAAGCGUACGCCACCGUGCACGUGGACGUGUUGGACGAAAACGACAACAGCCCCGUGUUCGAACAGGCCCUGUACAAGAUCAACGUGGACGGAUUCGCGCUGGGCAUAGACAACGGGACGGCGGGCCCCGGUCGGUACUCGGCCGUGGGCCGCGUGUCCGCGUCGGACGCGGACGGUGACCGGGUCGCUUACCGACUGUCCGCGCCCAGCGCCGCCGUCGUUGUCGUCCCGCAAACUGGUGAACUGCUCGUGUCUGACGACGUUCUCCGGUCCCGCGAAUACUUUGAGUGCCAGUUGACCGUGGACGCGCACGACCUGCGCGAGCCGUCCCGAGUUGCCGAACGACCGGCCACCGUCUGGAUCCAGUACAACUUCGUCGUGCUCGACGACGACGUGCUCAUGCAAGAUUUUGGCGCGUACGACGACUCGGCCGAUCAUCGGGUGUACAAACGCCGCGUGACGCGGGCCGUGCGACCGACUAAACGGAUAGAGUUCACAGAGACCGACGGCGAACAAGAGGGCCGGAGCGUGUUUCCGCUGGAGAAGGAGACUGAGAAGGAAACGUUCAAGAUCCGAGACGAGAAUCCGUGGGUAACGGUUGAGCCGAACGGCGCCGUCCGGGUCAAAAAGAAGUGGGACUACGAGGAGCUGGGCCCCGAGAAGACUAUCGACUUUUGGGUGACCAUCACAAACGCAGGCGUAGGAGGAGUGAAAUAUACGGACAAUCAGAGAGUUAUAAUACAUGUAAAAGACGUCAACGACGAGCCUCCAUACUUCAUCAACCGACCGCUGCCAAUGCAAGCCGUAGUGCAGUUAAACGCGCCACCGAACACGCCAAUAUUCACUCUUCAGGCACGCGAUCCGGACACCGAUCACAGUAUACAUUACUUCAUCGUUAGGGACAGAACUGGUGGGAGGUUCGAGGUGGACGAGCGGUCAGGUGUCGUUCGAACCAGAGGAACCGAUCCGUUCCAAUUGGACAUGGAAUACGUUUUGUACGUAAAGGCUGAAGACCAGAACGGUAGGAUGGAUGAACGCCGUUUUCAGUCGACACCCGAAGAACGUUUAUCGAUCGUCGGUGGCAAGAGAGCUCCGCAGUUUUACAUGCAGUCAUAUGAAGCGGAAAUACCGGAAAAUCAAAGAAAAGACUCCGACAUAAUAUCAGUAAAAGCUAAAUCGUUUGCUGACCGAGAGAUACGUUACACGCUCAAAGCCCAGGGCCAAGGCGCUGGGACGUUUAAUAUUGGGCCGACAUCCGGUAUCGUGAAACUAGCUAAGGAAUUGGAUUUCGAGGAUUUGAGACAACCGCAUGUAUACUCAUUGAUCGUCACUGCUACCGAGGAUUCUGGUGGAUUUUCAACGUCCGUCGAGCUCACCAUUCGCGUGACGGACGUCAACGACAAUGCGCCCAAGUUUGAGCUUCCCGAUUACCAGGCACACAACGUGGACGAAGAUAUCCCGCUUGGAACUUCCAUACUAAAAGUGAAAGCUAUGGACGCAGACUCUGGUGAAAACGCUGAGAUCGAGUACCACGUGAGUGACGAUCAUUUUGCAGUCGAUGCUUCAGGAAUCGUCAACAACAAUAAGCAACUGGACGCCGACAACAAUAACGCCUAUUACGAAUUCGUUUUGACCGCUAAGGACAAAGGGGAACCUCCAAAGACAGGAACGGCCACCAUACGGAUUUACACGAAAAACAAAAACGACGAGGAACCAAAAUUUUCACAGCAAGUGUACACGCCGAACGUUGACGAAAAUGCCGGUCCCAAUACGCUUGUGACCACGGUAGUGGCUUCCGACAAGGAUGGUGAUAAUGUCAGAUUUGGAUUCGUGGGUAGCGGCACGUCCUCUGGUCAGUUUGUCAUCGAAGAGAUCACCGGUGUAAUCCGGCUGCACUCGAAAUCGAUAUCGCUCGAGAGGGACAAAUACGAACUAAACGUAACUGCCGUGGACGAUGGAGCGUGUUGCGUGAACGGCGCGGCGACCAUCCACACCAGUACCGCGGUCGUCGUGGUUUUCAUCACCGACGUCAAUGACAACAAGCCGGUAUUCAGGGAAUGCGCCAAGUACAACCCCAAAGUCGAAGAAGGCGCGCCAAAUGGCAGUCCGGUGCUUAAGGUUCACGCGACUGACGAGGACAAAGGCGUCAACGGACAAGUGAAAUACUCGAUUGUCCAGCAGCCGAAUCAAAAAGGCACAAAGUUCACUGUCGACGAAGAAACAGGCGAAGUUUCUACCAACAAGGUGUUUGAUCGAGAAGGCGACGAUGGCAAAUUUGUAUCGGUCACAAUUAAAGCUACCGAUCAGGGAGAUCCGUCGCUGGAAGGCGUUUGCUCUUUCACAGUCGAGAUCACUGACGUAAAUGACAAUCCGCCGUUGUUUGACCGUCAGAAAUACGUGGAAAACGUGAAACAAGACGCCAGCAUCGGUACGAACAUUCUGAGAGUGUCAGCUUCCGACGAGGACGCUGACAAUAACGGCGCGAUCGUUUAUUCGCUCACCGCCCCGUACCCGGGUGAUGAUUUGGACUACUUUGAGAUUCAACCGGAAUCCGGGUGGAUCGUUUUAAAGAAACCACUCGACCGCGAGACGUACAAGCUGGAAGCCACUGCCCAAGAUAAGGGAUACCCUCCUUUGUCUCGGAGUGUCGAGGUCCAGAUCGACGUGGUGGACCGAGCCAACAACCCACCGGUCUGGGACCACGUCGUGUACGGGCCCAUCUACAUAAAAGAAAACAAGCCAGUCGGGGCAAAAGUGGUAUCUAUUAAAGCCAGCUCGGGCAUCGAGGGAAAUCCGACCGUGUUCUAUCGGCUAAUGCCGGGAUCCACAGCACAGACGAACAAGUUCCAUACGUUCUACUUGCAACAGAGGCAAGACAACGGUUUCACUUGGGCUGACAUAAAAGUCAAUCAUCCGCUGGACUACGAAACGAUCAAAGAAUACAAUUUGACUAUUCGCGUGGAGAAUAACGGAGCUCAACAACUUGCGUCCGAAGCGACAGUGUACAUUAUGCUGGAAGACGUGAACGACGAAAUACCGUUGUUUACCGAACGUGAACAAGAGACUGUCCUGGAAGGUGAGCCGAUUGGCACCAAAGUAACUCAAGUCAAUGCGAUCGACAAAGACGGCACGUUCCCGAACAACCGGGUAUAUUACUAUGUGGUCGAUUCACCGCGGAAUGAAGGAAAGGAUUAUUUUGAAAUAAACACAGAAACCGGUGAGGUGUUCACGAAAAUAGUUUUUGACAGAGAAAAGCAAGGCGCGUACGCUCUGGAAGUUGAAGCCCGAGACGGAGCCCCAUCUGCCAGGCCCAACAAUGGCGAAGCUCCGAAUUCAGUGUCUAAGUUCAUACGAAUUGGUAUUGCUGACAAGAAUGACAACCCACCGUACUUUGACAAGGCCUUAUACGAGGCUGAAGUCGACGAAAACGAAGACAUACAGCACACAGUUCUCACCGUGACAGCGAAGGACCACGAUGAAUCGUCCAGAAUACGUUACGAGAUAACAGGAGGAAAUCUCGGCGGGGCGUUUGCAGUUAAAAAUAUGACCGGUGCCAUUUAUGUCGCCGGUCCGUUGGACUACGAGACGAGGAAAAGGUACGAAUUACAUCUAUCCGCGUCGGACAACUUGAAAGAAAACCACACGAUAGUCGUGAUCCAUGUGAAAGACGUUAACGAUAAUCCACCGGUGUUCGAACGGCCUACGUACAGGACACAAAUCACUGAAGAGGACGAUCGGAACUUGCCCAAACGCGUCUUACAGGUAACGGCCACUGAUGGCGACAAAGAUCGUCCGCAGAACAUCGUUUAUUUCCUCACGGGUCAGGGAAUUGAUCCCGACAACCCGGCCAACAGUAAAUUCGACAUCAAUCGUACAUCGGGAGAAAUUUUCGUUCUCAAGCCUUUAGACAGAGAUCAGCCGAACGGUAGACCACAGUGGAGAUUUACCGUGUUCGCGCAGGACGAAGGGGGCGAAGGAUUAGUCGGAUAUGCUGACGUCCAAGUGAACUUAAAAGACAUCAACGAUAACGCGCCGGUAUUCCCGCAAGGAGUGUACUGGGGAAAUGUAACCGAAAACGGAACAGCCGGAAUGGUGGUGAUGACAAUGACGGCGGUGGAUUACGACGACCCAGCCGAAGGCACUAACGCUAAAUUGAUAUAUUCGAUCGAGAAAAACGUGAUAGAAGAAGAAACUGGUACUCCGAUAUUCGAAAUCGAAUCCGAUACAGGUGUCAUAAAGACAGCUGUAUGCUGUUUGGAUCGAGAACGCACUCCAGACUAUUCUAUCCAAGUUGUUGCCAUGGACGGUGGAGGCCUAAAAGGUACGGGCACCGCUUCCAUUCGUGUGAAGGAUAUCAACGACAUGCCACCGCAGUUCACGAAAGAAGAGUGGCUCACUGAAGUCGACGAGACCGACGGAUUUAAUUUCCCGGAAACUCCCAUAUUGACCGUGACGGUACACGAUGAAGACGAGACCAACAAGUUCCAAUACAAAGUGAUAGAAAACAGCGGUUACGGAGCGGAUAAAUUCACCAUGGUACGAAACAAUGACGGCACCGGAUCGCUUAAAAUCGUUCAACCAUUGGAUUAUGAGGACCAACUACAGAGUAACGGAUUCCGUUUCAGAAUCCAAGUCAAUGACAAGGGCGAAGACAACGAUCACGAUAAAUAUCACGUUGCUUACUCGUGGGUUGUCGUCAAAUUGCGCGAUAUCAAUGACAACAAGCCACAGUUCGAACGACCCAACAUCGAAGUGUCGGUGUACGAAAACGUGGAAGUUGGCAAGAGCUUGGAAACGUUUAAAGCCACUGAUCCGGAUCAAGGAGGCAAGAGCAAAGUGUCGUACGCUAUUGACCGUGUAUCCGACCGCCGCCGUCAAUUCCGCAUCAGUCAAGAAGGAACUGUUUCCAUUCAACGGCAACUGGACAGGGAAGAAACUCCUAGACAUCAGGUGAAAAUUUUGGCCAUCGACGACGGCGUUCCACCAAAAACAGCAACAGCCACCCUUACGGUUAUUGUCCAGGAUAUCAACGAUAACGCUCCAAAGCUUCUUCGUGAUUACCGACCUGUGUUGCCAGAACACGUACCAGCCAGAAAAGUCGUUGAAGUCUUAGCUACCGACGACGACGACCGUUCGAAAAGCAACGGGCCGCCAUUUACAUUCAGGAUGGAUCCAAACGCGGAUGACGUGAUCAGAGCUUCGUUCAAAGUUGAACAUGAUCAAAAGGGUGCCAACGGUGACGGUAUGGCUGUAAUCUCGUCGCUCAGAUCAUUCGACCGAGAACAACAGAAAGAAUAUCUUAUACCGAUUGUGAUCAAAGACUCCGGUAAUCCUGCAAUGACGGGCACAAGUACUCUAACAGUUAUCAUUCGAGACGUGAAUGAUAACAAAAUGCAACCGGGAUCCAAAGAAAUAUUUGCUUAUAAUUAUAUGGGCCAAGCUCCGGACACAGAAAUCGGUCGCGUGUACGUGUACGAUUUGGACGACUGGGAUUUGCCAGACAAAAAAUUCUACCCGGACGGCACCGAACAUCCGCGAUUUAAGCUAAACGAUACCACGGGAAUGAUCAUGAUGCGCCAUGGUACAAGAGAGGGCCAAUACCAUUUGCGAUUUAAGGUGUAUGACCGCAAACACACACAAACGGACAUAUCUGCGAAUGUCACUGUCACGGUUAAAGAAAUUUCGCCCGAGGCAGUUAUGAACGCAGGGUCAAUACGUAUCGCUGGCAUAUCCGACGAAGAUUUCAUCAGAAUAUGGAACUAUAGAACGCAGAGCUUAGUUAGGAGCAAAGCCGAUAAAUUCAAGGAUAAACUUGUGGACAUUUUAAACACACCCAGAGAAAAUAUCGACAUUUUUAGUGUUCAGUUGAAACAAAAGUACCCUCCGUUAACCGACAUUAGGUUCUCUGCUCACGGAUCGCCUUACUACAAAACGGUGAAACUCAACGGUCUGGUACUGAUGCACCGCGAAGAGAUUGAAAAAGAUGUGGGAAUAAACAUCACUAUGGUCGGAAUUGACGAAUGUCUGUACGAGUACGUAAACUGCGAGGGUAGUUGCACGAACGUAUUCGAGAUUAACACGCUACCGUACAUGGUGAACGCCAAUAAGACGGCGCUGGUCGGUGUUCGAAUCGAUACUUACGCAGAAUGCACCUGCGGAGCCCGAAACUUCACGAAAAUCGAAACGUGCCGAUCGAGCCCAUGUUUGAACGGUGGUCGGUGCACAGAUACCAGAAACGGGCCGACGUGCGAAUGCUUGAAUGGCUUCAACGGACCCAGGUGCCAGCAAACGGCCAGGAGCUUCAAGGGUAGCGGAUGGGCAUGGUAUCCGCCCUUGGAGAUGUGUGACAACUCUCAUUUGAGCCUCGAAUUCGUAACAAGAAAAGCAGACGGACUAAUGCUGUACAACGGUCCCAUAGUGCCACCUGAACCCGAAGAAACACUUGUAUCAGAUUUCAUAUCAAUCGAGUUGGAUAGGGGUCAACCGCGUCUGCUCAUCGACUUCGGGUCUGGUACAUUAGAGCUUAAGGUGAAAACAAAAAAGAGUUUAGACGAUGGCGAGUGGCAUAAAAUUGACGUAUUUUGGGACACGGAGAAUAUCCGUUUGGUGGUGGACAACUGCCGUUCAGCGGACAUUUCCGAACUAGAAGACGGUUCGCAUCCGGAGUUCGACGAUGCCUCUUGCCAGGCCCAGGGUACGAUACCGCCGUUCAACGAGUACCUUAAUAUCAAUUCACCGCUACAAAUCGGCGGCCGGUAUGUACAGGACUUUGACCCCACUCACUAUCAUUGGCAAUCUGCCCCGUACGGCAAAGGGUUCGACGGCUGCAUCAAAAACGUCUAUCACAACAGCAAGCUUUAUGAUCUGGCCAACCCAGGACUCACCAGGAACAGCGUUGCCGGAUGUCCUCAAACCGAAGAUUUAUGCAUGCAGUUAGUAGGCCACAGGUGUUCUGAACACGGAUCGUGCGUGGGUAGUAUGGUGGAACCGCGGUGCGAGUGCAACCCUGGCUGGUCGGGUGCCGAUUGCCUCACACCCACCAUACCAACCACGUUCCGGCCCCAGAGUUACGUGAAGUACGCCCUAUCGUUUGACGCUGACAAAUUCAUGACCAAAAUCCAAUUACGGUUCAGGACGCGCGAAGAACAUGGAGAGUUGUUCAGAGUCAGUGACCAACACAACCGCGAAUAUGCUAUUCUCGAAAUUAAAGACAGCAAACUGCAUUUCCGGUACAACUUGAACAGCUUACGGACUGAGGAAAGAGACGUGUGGCUAAGCGCCGUAACCGUUGACGACGGUAAAUGGCACACAGCCAAAGUGUCAAGAUACGGUUCAUCGGCAAUUUUAGAAUUAGACGGUGGCGAAGGAAAACAUUAUAACGAAACUUAUCGAUUCGAAGGGCAUCAGUGGCUAAUGGUAGACAAGCAAGAAGGAGUGUACGCUGGUGGAAAGGCCGAGUACACAGGUGUUCGAACAUUUGAAGUAUACGGUGACUUCCAAAAAGGUUGCUUGGACGACAUACGCUUGGAGGGAAGAUAUUUGCCAUUGCCGCCAGCGACCAACGGAACACAAUGGGGUCAAGCUACCAUGGCUAGAAACGUUGAAAGGAAUUGUCCAUCAAACAAACCGUGUGCCAACGUCAUUUGCCAGGAGCCUUUUGAAUGCGUCGACCUUUGGAACUAUUACGAUUGCACUUGCGGUGAAGGCAGGAUCAUGACUCCGGACCGCAAAGGCUGCGUGGAUAAAAACGAAUGCCUGGACAGUCCAUGCCGGAACGGUGGCGUUUGCCUAAACCAAGACCCUAGGAUACGUUACCGCUGCAUAUGCCCGGACGGCUUUUGGGGCGAGAACUGCGAACUGGUCCAAGAAGGCCAAAAAUUGAAACUUGGCAUGGGUGCACUGGCCGCUAUACUGGUGUGCCUCCUCAUCAUUCUCAUUCUAGUGUUGAUGUUUGUCGUGUACAACCGGCGACGCGAGUCACACAUUAAAUACCCUGGACCAGACGACGACGUCAGAGAAAACAUAAUCAAUUACGACGACGAGGGCGGCGGCGAAGACGACAUGACCGCGUUUGAUAUCACGCCGUUACAGAUACCCAUCGGCGGAUCGAUGAACAACAUGCACCCGCAGAAAUAUAAAUAUCCAGCAAUGCCCGUGGGCGUGGAACCCAACGUCGGCAUAUUCAUAGAAGACCAUAAGAAACGCGCGGACGGUGAUCCAAACGCCCCGCCGUUCGAUGACUUACGCAAUUACGCUUAUGAAGGAGGCGGCAGUACUGCCGGAUCAUUGUCAUCAUUAAACACAGGUACCGAGGACGAUCACCAGGACUACGAGUACUUGGUAUCUUGGGGUUCGCAUUUCGACAAGCUGGCCGACAUGUACAGCCGGGACGGCGAACGCGAGAUGGACGAGGAGCAGUAGAGGAGACAAAAAGCACGUUUACAGCUAACUGUUGUGUAGAAUAUAAUAUUAUUAUUGUCUUCAUCAUCACGACGUAUCGCACCACAACAUUGAUAGUACGCGUCGUGUCGUAUACUCGUAUUUAUAAUAAAUAAUAUGCAUAAUAAUAAUAAUAUUUUCGUUGUACAUACACACAGGGCCGCUAUAAUUGAACUGAAAAUCUAGUCAUGAUUAAUUUUUUUUUAAUUAAUUUUUUUUUACUUAACUCACUUUAUACAUUAUUAUUAUUAGAUGAUCUCAACUCCCAUUUUGCUGCCAUUUUAUUAUAAUAUUAUAUAAAAUAUGCUUACCGUUUAUCGUUUGUGUUUUACCGUAUUAUAGUAUAUUACAUUAUAUGAUAAUAAUAUUAUAAUACCCAUCCCAGCAAUAAUGUACACUGUUGCGUUACUACUACUACACCCCACUGCAGGACUAAAUUGUAAUAAUUAUUAAAAUAUAUUACGCAUAAUACUAUAGAGCCUCGUUGUACCCUCCUCAUACUGUGACUUUUCGUUAACAUUUUUUUCUAUCAUCAUCAACCCCUUUCAUCAUUCUUAUAGUUUUUUAUUUUUCUUACAAGUAAUGUCGAGUGUUUUUAUAUUAAGUAAUAUAUAUAUUAUCUCAAUAUAAGAGCAAAUCGUUUUAUUAUUGAUUGAUUUUCACUCGAAUGUUUUUACUAUUUUUAUUCAUACAAAACUGAGAAAAAACAUUGUGUACGUCAAAUUAUUGCCAUUAUACUCGUAUAUUCAGGGCAAACGCUACUUUUUUAUUGUAUGCUCAAUUUCUGUUUAGAUGAUUACACAAUAUUAUAGUUGUUUAACAAUAUAUUGUAUAAAUUUGACACUGAAUUAUAUUUGUAAAUCGAGUGAAUCAAUAUAUAAUAUAAUAUUAUAAUUACAGCUGUAACAUAUAAUAAUAUUAUAAUAUACAAUAAACGUAACACGACCCGAGUCGACAAAUCAUAAAAUCAAUUUUUUUGUUCGGUCGAAUAUAAUAUAAUAUUAUGUUGUUAUAUUGAAAUCUUUUCGUACAUAUCUCUCGAUGGAAAAAAAAAGAUGAAAAAAAUGUUUUACUAUACAUUAAACAUAAUAAUAUAAUAAUUAUCAUUUCUAUUUUACGAUAAUAUUGUACAUUAUAUUUGGAAUCAUAUAAAUUAUACAUUAAUUAGUUCACUAUAAUAUUAUAAAUUAAUAAUACCACAUCACGUUUUGUUUUCACCCGGCACAUUUAUAGGAUAUUCAACUGAAAUCGUUAACAAUAUUAUUAUAGUACACUGAACAAAAUAUCAUCACUAUAAUAAAUAUAUAGCUGUACUAUAAAUAUAUCGUAUAGUUGUAUACGACACACCAUACGACCCCUUUUUUCCCCACGCCCACAUCACAACCACAGAUCCAUUAUUUGUUAUUAUAUUUAUAUAUUAUUAAUGUAUACAUAUAUAUUACGAAACGUAGACGGUAUAUAUAUUAUAUAUAUAUAUAUAUAUAAAGAGAGAGAAAUCUUGUCCUAGUGCGUAUUAACCUGAUGUUCCAAUUUUAUAUAUUAUUAUUAUUAUUAUUAUUAUUAUUAUUAAACAUGAAAAAUUAAAAC
This is a messenger RNA of Rhopalosiphum maidis (corn leaf aphid), 11568 nucleotides long. It is a transcript of the gene CadN, whose product is annotated as neural-cadherin. Lineage: Eukaryota; Metazoa; Arthropoda; Insecta; Hemiptera; Aphididae. The transcript is spliced from 40 exons. The record is from RefSeq and is a predicted model, not a curated record. Gene Ontology annotation, cellular component: plasma membrane; catenin complex. Gene Ontology annotation, biological process: homophilic cell-cell adhesion. Bases 829 to 9963 code for a protein of 3044 amino acids. Gene Ontology annotation, molecular function: cadherin binding; calcium ion binding.